Molecule: messenger RNA, 702 nt
Organism: Symbiodinium sp. CCMP2456
Lineage: Eukaryota; Dinophyceae; Suessiales; Symbiodiniaceae
Source: the annotation of a GenBank genome assembly
AUGCACCAGCACCCCCACCACCACCACCACCAUCACCAGAUCUCGGUGAAGCGCAGGAAUCAUGACUUCAUCACGACGCUGGUGGAUCAAAAUCCAGUCCUAGCGCCGCUUUGCUACAUCGCAGUCCUGGUUGCCGUGAUCGGGAUCACCUGUCCAGGUGCGACGAUGCUCAGCUUCCUCGGCGGUGUCUUGUUUAAGCAGCCCUACGCCAGCGCUUACGCAUAUUGUGGUUACAUCAUCGGUGCGACAAUUUCAUACUUUGUCACGACCUUCGUGUUGGGAGACUACAUGCGGAAGCGCCUGGCUGCCAACUCCCAGCUUUACCAGAAAUUCGAGGCCAACGUGCGUCGCAAUGCUUUCGCCUACCUCGUGGCUGCUCGCUACACAAUGGUCUUCCCAUUUUUCUUCGUGAACGGCGCAGCUGCACUGGUAGGAGUUCGAUGCAGGACCUUCAUCGCUGCAACCUCUGUGAGUUGCAUCCCCGGGUCGGUCAUCUACACCACAGCCGGCGGCGCGCUGGCGAACUUGUUGCACAAGAUGACCGACGACGAGGAACUGGACAAGACACAGCUUAUCUGGGCGGCACUCAGCGACCCGAACGUCAAAAUAUGCAUGGCCGGUGUCACAUGCGCCCUUGUUGUGGUUGCCAUCAUCCAGCUCACCCAGUCUGAUGAAGAGAAGAAGGCAUCAAAGGGUGAGUAG